AUGGCGCUUUGCGUUCACUCGUUUAGAUCGACAGCAAUUGAUACAGCGAUAUCGAGUCAAUUCUUUUCUUCUGAAGCAUCCUUGAUCUUUGUACAAAAUUUGAACAUUAAUGUUUAUCGCAUAACCGCUAAACGUGACUUAGAUCUUUUUACAACUAUCCCUUUAUGGUAUGCAGUAAGGCAUUUACAGACCUAUCGACCACAGGGUCUUAAUCGGGAUUAUCUUUUUGUUGUUUUACAAGAUGAUACAUACUUUACGCUUUAUUGGGAUGAAGACUUUCAGAAAGUAAAUAUCGAUCAUCCUCCUCUACGGUAUCGAAUAUCUUUUCCCUGGAGUCGUUUCACCAAAAGUCAUUGUUUGGUAGACAAGAAAAUGCGUAUGAUUUUUUUAAGUAUAGAUGAAGUUUUUAUGCUGUGUAUAAAUAUCUUGUCUGCUGAAGAAAGACAAAACUCUGGUUGUUCCAUUAACGACGGUUUCCCCAUCUCUUUUCCAGUGAACCCUAUACUUGACAUUUGUCUGCUAAACUAUCCGAAAAUUCCUACUUUAGUUGUUUUACACAGUGAAGGUGUUGAUUCGGCUAUAACAGCUUUUCCUAUUGACGUGGAGUCAAAGAAUUUAGAAAAUGGGAUUCGUCUCUUCGAGUCCGUUCUACCUUCCAAAAUUAUCCCUUUCGGAAAACGAGGAUUGCUGGUUUUGGACAGAAGAACCAUCCAUUGCUUUUAUCGUGGUGGAGUAGUUACCAUAAAUUCACUGCCGAGAGUUUAUAAUCAUUGGGUACCUCUUGAAGGUUAUGAUAAUCAUUUCAUUGUUUCUGACGAAAACGGUGAUUUUUAUGCAAUUUACUCAAGCAUUUUGGCUGGGAAACUAUGGAAUUUGACCUUCGAAAAGUUGGAUAUACUACCCGUCACGUUCAUUACAAGUUUAGUCUCACUCAAUGAUGAUCUUUUAUUUAUUGGUAGUCAUGGGAGUUGUUCAAAGCUCAUAUCUCUUCAAGACCUAAGUGAUACUUUUACCUUACCGAACUUGGGGCCUAUCCACGAUAUUAAUAUGUACUCAAGUGACCAGAGUCAAACUAUGCUUGUAUGUGCUGGAUCUUUUAAAAAUCCAUCUAUAUUGCACUAUAGGCAUGCUUUAUUUAUGAACUUCCUUGGAUUUUUUGAAUGUUCUGGUAUUGUUCGCGUCAUGGUUCUCUCUUCGCAUGUGGUUGAAAAACUGUUCAUCGUCUUCGUCGAUGAAACUUUGGUUUUCGAUAUCGAUAUUAAGAAAGGCUUUCAAUUGGAGCUUGUUCCUGAGCUUUCAAUUAACGAAAGAACGAUCGCGCUGUCGGGAACCGGGACCGACAAUCAAUUUAUUCAGGUAACUUCAAAAUCCUUGUACAUUUAUGAUUCCAUGAAUUUAUCAAAAGUAGUACAUCUGGAUAAAAUUACAAAUGCCACUUGUUAUAAAGAUUAUUCUGCAAUAGUUCUGGGUGGAUUAGAGCUUGUUAUAUUUCAAAAAGACGUCGAGAUAUCUCGAAUCAAAUUUGAUAGCGAGAUUAGCUGCUUAGAAAUGGCCAGCGAGUCAAACAUUGCUAUUGGCUUUUGGUCCAAAGAGGUUCUAAUCUUUAACUUUUUAAUAAAUCUUGAUUCCGCAUUUGUGUUUAAGUCCAAACUUCCUUCACUACCUCGAAACGUUAUAUUGGAAAAUUUCAAUUCUGAAAUCAGUCUUUUCCUUGUUUCAUAUGGCGACGGAUUUUUGGUUUCAUAUGUCCUAUCAAGAAACAUUUUAGUCUUUACUGAGAUGAAAAAAUUGGGAACUACCCCGAUAGUAUUUUCUCGGUUGAAUGUGCAUAUUGGAACAUACAUAAUUUGUAAUAAUGAUCAGCCUCAUAUGGUUUACGGAUUCAAUGGAACUCUUGGAUAUAUGCCAUUAAAUAUGCCUGUUUCUUAUGAUGUCUGCCAGUUUUCGAAAGAAAUAGGCACAACUGGACUCGUUGCGGUCUCGUCAAAAGGUGUUUCCUUCUUAGAAAUGGAUAGAAGGCCUCAUUUAUACGCGAAUAAAUUUCCUUUGAGUCAUGUUCCUUUGCGUGCAGUAAUAUUAGACCAAAUACUGUUGACCAUUACUCUUCAUCCGCACUCUAAUAGCACAGAUGGUCUAAACGAAAGAUACUCAUUAUUACUCUUAGACUAUUCUAGCGGUAAACAAUUGGAGAAAUAUGAUUUUCCACUGUACGAUCGAUGUGAAGAAAUUCUAAGGAUAGAAAACGGAACAAUAGUUGUUGCUGUUAAUAAUCAUCAGAUAGUUGAUUUACUCCCGUCGAGUGGUAAGUUAUUGUUGUACCGAUUCAUGCCAGAUCUGAUCGCACUUAAUUGUAUAAACACUGUUCAGCUUUCUGCUGCUGUGAGCUGUUUAUCUGUGUACGAAAAGGGGUUUAUUGCUUCUUUUGGGCAUUUCGUUGGUUUUUUUGAUAUCUUAAAUGAAAAAAUGGGAAUGAAAACUAAAUUUUGUGUUGGCAAUCUGAUAUCACAAAUAAUUGUUGACAGCGAACAAAAUAUUUUAAUUGGGGACGUCGUUGGAUUCAUCACUGUUUUGAGACUGGAAAAUUAUACGUUUGUAAUGUACGCAAGAUACAAUAUUGGUGAACGUAUACUUACUGCUCUUUGCUUUGAAAGAAAUAAAUACGUUUUUGCAUCCGAUAGCGGAGUAUUGCACAUUGUUAGACUGGAGACUAUCGCGGAGUCCGAACAAAUAAAUGGACAAAUAAGACUUAUUACAGAAGCACAAUACCGGCUUCAUGAUAAGGUAACCCGAUUUUGUUUGAAUACGCUUCCCCGAAAUAGUCCUUCUGAUAAAAUGCUAGAACCUCGUUUAUAUUUUGGUACAAGAAAAGGCGCGAUCGGAAGUAUAUUUUCCUUAAAUUCGAAUAUCAAUGAAUUUGACGAACUCGCGAAGAAGAUACGACAGCUUGAACUCUCAUAUCUGCCGAUAAUCGACUUAGAAAGCAUCGAAGAAGAAAAUUCUAAUGAGAUCCCUUUCGUGAAUGGGGAUAUCAUCACUAACACAAAAGCUUGGUCCUCGACUCAGAUUUUUCGAUUGUGUCGACUUUUGGAACAUGCUGAAAACCUUAAUUCCCAUGAGAAAGUUCGUACACUUCUGGAUGAAGUACAACUUCUUUCAUAA
Schizosaccharomyces osmophilus is the source of this 3159-nucleotide messenger RNA. It is a transcript of the gene rik1, whose product is annotated as CLRC ubiquitin ligase complex WD repeat protein Rik1. Gene Ontology annotation, molecular function: nucleic acid binding; protein binding. Gene Ontology annotation, cellular component: nucleus. The record is from RefSeq and is a predicted model, not a curated record. Bases 1 to 3159 code for a protein of 1052 amino acids. The transcript has a single exon. Lineage: Eukaryota; Fungi; Ascomycota; Schizosaccharomycetes; Schizosaccharomycetales; Schizosaccharomycetaceae.